GCCUAGGCGAGAGGAAGGUGCCCCGGGCGCACUGGGCAGGGCCAGCAGCCGGGCACCUCUCCCUUCCCCCUGGAGCUGGAGCAGGCGGGGCCGAGUGAUGCUGCCUCUUCCUCCUUUGCUUCCUCCUUCGCGGACAAAGAGCCACCUCCCCGGCAGCGGCGGCAGCAUGAGCGGCACCAGCCCGGACCAAGAGGAGCCCGAGAAGGAGAUGGAGCUCUCCGCCGAGGAGGAAAGGGCGGGCGCCGAGCUGGACUGGGAAGCCGCCAAGGCCGCCUACGAGAGCCUCACCACCACCAAGAGACCCCGGCCACCCAAACCCCAAAAUGCCAUCACUGUCGCUGUAUCCUCCCGGGCUCUCUUUGAUAUGGUGGAAGAGAGGAAAAUCUAUGAAGAACAAGGCCUGGAAAAGUACGUGGAGUACCAACAGGCAAACGAAAAUGUCACCCUGAAGCCUGGGCCAGCCUUUUGCUUCGUAAAGGCCCUGGAGGAAGUCAAUGCCCGACUUCGUGAGCUGUAUCCAGAUGACGAAGAGCUGUUUGAUAUUGUGCUCAUGACUAAUAACCAUGCUCAAGUUGGGGUGAGACUGAUCAACAGUAUUAACCAUUAUGGUCUGUUAAUUGAACGGUUUUGUAUGACUGGAGGAAAGAGUCCUGUUGGGUACUUGAAGGCAUACCUUACCAAUUUGUACCUGUCUGCUGACUCUGAAAAGGUUCAAGAAGCCAUUGAAGCAGGAAUUGCUUCAGCGACAUUGUUCACAGGAAAUAAAAAGGUUCCUUUUGAUGAUAAGCAGCUCCGAGUGGCCUUUGAUGGAGAUGCUGUUCUGUUUUCAGAUGAGUCUGAAAUAAUUGUGAAAGAACAUGGCCUGGAUAGAUUUUUUGAGCAUGAACAGUUGAACGAGAAUAAACCUCUUGCACAGGGCCCUCUGAAAGGCUUCUUGGAGGAUCUUGGAAGGCUCCAAAAGAAGUUCUAUGUGAAGAACGAGCGGCUGGAUUCACCAAUCAGGACGUAUCUGGUGACGGCCCGGAGUGCUGCCAGUUCGGGCGCCCGAGUGCUGAAGACUCUCCGCAGCUGGGGAGUGCAGAUCGAUGAGGCCCUCUUCCUCGCAGGAGCACCCAAAGGACCGGUCUUGGCCAAAAUCAGACCUCACAUUUUCUUUGAUGACCAGAUGUUUCACAUAGAGGGUGCGAGGCAGCUGGGCACGGUUGCAGCUCACGUGCCUUAUGGCAUCGGGCAGAAGUACCACAAAUCCAAAUUGAAGGACAGCCCCGCCACCAAUUAGUUCCUUCUCUUUUUGCAUUGAAUGUGUUCAAAAAAGAAAUUUCCAUACGUGGACUUCUUUUAAAUAUAUAUUAUUUAAACAUGGCUCCUUCAGGUUUGUACUCUAUUUUUAGAUAUUUUAUACUAUAGACACAUUUUUGGAGUGGGGUUUUGUAAUGUUACUGAAUAAUUGGAUACAAUCUGCAUUCCCCUGUGCAUACCCAGUAGAACUUUAGUACCAAAUCAAUAAAGUACAAGCCAGGAUAAAAAUCAAUAAUGUUUCCAUUAAUUAGGCUGGUGUAUGGAUUGCACUCCUUUCAUGCUUUUAAUGCUGGAUAUAUUCUCAGUGCAUUAUUUAGAACUCAAUCACUGUGCAUUUCCCCUCCCUGAAAUACCGUACAUUGUCAUGUAUAAGUAGACUUUAUGCCCUGCCUCAUGUACAGAGGAAGAAUUGUUUAAAGCUGCAGACAAUGCAGUUGUUGUUGCCUGGUUUUGGUCAAAAAUUAUUUAGCCACUUUUGCUCCUAUUUUUAUCACGUUACACUUUUGUAUGCAAUGCUUUUGACAUGAAAUAAAUAAAAAGUAGACUAUG
This is a messenger RNA of Anolis sagrei ordinatus, 1848 nucleotides long. It is a transcript of the gene NT5C1B, whose product is annotated as 5'-nucleotidase, cytosolic IB. Gene Ontology annotation, biological process: adenosine metabolic process; nucleotide metabolic process. NCBI's taxonomy places the organism in Eukaryota, Metazoa, Chordata, Lepidosauria, Squamata, Anolidae. The record is from RefSeq and is a predicted model, not a curated record. Gene Ontology annotation, cellular component: cytoplasm; cytosol. Gene Ontology annotation, molecular function: nucleotide binding; 5'-nucleotidase activity; magnesium ion binding.